Molecule: messenger RNA, 2716 nt
Organism: Sipha flava (yellow sugarcane aphid)
Lineage: Eukaryota; Metazoa; Arthropoda; Insecta; Hemiptera; Aphididae
Product: ATP-binding cassette sub-family G member 1-like
Exons: 13
Coding region: 513-2156 (547 amino acids)
Cellular component (GO): plasma membrane
Molecular function (GO): ATP binding; ABC-type transporter activity; ATP hydrolysis activity
Source: RefSeq, a predicted model, not a curated record
GGUUGUUGUUGUGAUAAUCUUACACAGAAACGCGGAUAACAUUAUCCAAAUUUUACGGUAUCUGACCAUCGGUCAGUGUAUACUGUAAACUGUGCGUUACAUAAUGCUUCUUCCACCAUUACAUUAAAGACUCUGUGCAUUACAUAUUUACGUACACAAUUCAAAUGCAAGUCCUACCUGUUGAAUAAUCGUGUUUAUUUAUGCUGUAAUUAACUUAAUUGUUUUGCUGACGGAUCGACAGCAUAGCGGUGGCUUCGAUCAAUUAGCUUACGUUGACUGACUUUGGCGUGUGUGGUUUUGAUUGGGUCUCCGAAGCGUUGCGUUAUUAUGCGCAGACGAAAAUCGUUUUGAUAUUUAAUAAUUACAUUGAUUGGUCUUUUCGAAUGUGCACGUUUUCAAGGGCAUCCCGUGUUAUGACCAUUAUGGUGGGGUAGCAUAAUUGAGGUCUAGCACUCAGUCCUCAUGCAAACAGUCUGUACUAAGACCCGUAAAAUCUUUAUAAAUCCGUAGAGAUGGAAGGUAUCAAUGUGGAGUUUACAAACAUAUCUUCAAACGUGAAUAUUUGGGAUUCUAGGGCGAUGAAGACCUUUAGGCCUGAGAAAAAAACCAUUUUAAACAAUGUCAGUGGUUUGUUCCGCAGAAACCAAGUGGGGGCCAUAGUAGGAUGUUCAGGUUCUGGAAAAUCAACCCUUAUGAACAUUUUAUCGGGUUAUAUGUCAAGUGGUUACCAGGGAACUGUAACUUUAAAUGGAGCACAGCGAGAUUUGCUAUCAUUUAGGAAUAUUUCUAGCUAUAUCAUGCAAGAAGAUCAUUUACAAUUGUAUUUGACUGUUCAAGAAUCCAUGGAAAUAGCUAUGAAACUUAAACAUUCAACCAUUAAGUUAGAUAUUCAAAAUAAAAUCUCUAUUAACAAUUUAUUACAUAAUUUACUUUUACAUGAAAAACGAGAUACUUUAGUUUAUAAUUUAUCUGGUGGUGAAUGUCGACGAUUGACCAUGGCUUUAGAAUUAGUUCGCAGCCCAAAAGUUAUGUUUUUUGAUGAACCUACCACAGGUCUAGAUAUUGUGUCUGCAAACAAUGUUGUUAAAAUUAUGCGAAAAUUGGCAGACUCUGGAAAAACCAUAAUAUGCACUAUUCAUCAAGCUUCAGCUUAUCACUUGACUACUUUUGACACUGUUUAUGUUCUUACUCCUUCUGGUCAAUGUAUGUACAAUGGAGAAUCAUCGCAAAUAGUUGACUAUUUUUCACAUCUUGGAUUUCAAUGUCCAAUUUAUCACAAUCCUGCUGAUUUUGUGAUUGAAUUAAGUUUGGGUGAAUAUGGAAAUUCUAUAGAUACUCUGAUUAAGCUUGUUAUUGAUCAAAACCUGAUUAGUAAAGACAUAACUGAUAAGAGUAUUAACAAUGUACCUAUAAUAUAUAGUCGAGAAUAUUCAUCAAAAUAUUUUUCUGAACUUUGGAUACUUAUGCAUAGAACUUUGCUCACUACUUUUAGGGAUCAUUUUCUAGUCAAGGUAAGACUUUUUGUUCAUUUCUUGCUGGGUAGCAUGUUUGGAAUUGUUUACAUUGGACUUGGGAAAAGCGCUAUGCAUGUUCGAGAUAAUGCAGUGUUACUAUUUUUCUGUGUGAUGUUUAUGACAUAUGUUGCUGCAUUUACCAUGUCUAUAAAAUUUCCAUUGGAAUUAUCGGUAAUGCGAAAAGAGUAUUUCAACCGAUGGUAUUCAUUAAGUUUAUACUACAUAUCUGUGACACUUGUAGAUCUACCAGUUCAAAUAUUCUGUACGUUCCUAUUUUGUUCACUGAUAUACUUGUUAUCUGGCCAGCCUUUUGAACUCUUUAGAAUCUCAAUGUUUCUAUUGAUAUUCAUUGUGACUGGACUUAUGUCACAAGCAAUUGGAAUGUUAGUCAGUACUUUGUGUAAGAGUUUUGUUAUCAACACAGUUAUAGUUGCUUUGAUAUUAAUGUUUUGGACUACUUAUGCUGGUGGUAUGAUAAGAAUAUCAGAUACGCCUAAAAUAUAUCGGUGGUUAUAUGAUAUUUCAUUUAUGAAACAUUCUGUGCAAGGUGUACUACAUUCAAUAUAUGGUUUUGAUCGCACUGUGUUGCCUUGUCCGGUUGUUAGAAGUUUGGGGGAAAGAAGUAAGAACUUAAACGCAUAAGUAUUGAUUUUAAUUUCAUAUUAGACAUCACAUCAUAUGAUGAUGUGAGACAUGGGUAAUAAAUGAUACUGAAAAAAAUCUAGAAGUUUUUGAGCUGUGAUGCUGGAAAUAUAUGGAAAGGCUAAACUGGAUAGAAUGGAAAAUAAAUUAAAUACUUAGAUUGUGGAAUUUUCUUCCACAUACAUUCAUAGAUACAAUUAGAGUAAAACAUUGGAAAUUAGUUAAUCAUUGCCCUAAUAUACUCAAAAGAACUAUUUAAUAUAGUAUUAGAGGAUAUGAUAGAAGAUAAAAAAACAGCUGGAUGAACUUGGAACUCUUAUGUAGGACAAAUUAAAUGUGAUGACCUUUAAGGAGCUUAAAGAAAAGGUAAGCAGUUGAUCAGAAUGGAGAAUUGAAGUUGUAAACCAAUCUGUAGAUUAAAAAAAAAAUGUAGACAAAAUCAAAACUAUUGGUAUUAAAAAAUUGAAUAGCUCAGUUAGCUUUUAAGUCCCAGCACUUUCUAUGUAUAUUUCUUGUAUUCUGUAUAUCGGUAUAAUAAUAUAAAAAUAUUGGAAUAUGAA